UUAACCUUUUGUUUUGACAAACCGCCAUAAUUCAGACCAUGGUUUUACUCAGUAGUAGGUUCGCCCUCCGCCUGUGGUUACCCAGAUCCUGUAAUGAGGUCUGACAGUCUGUAAGGCGGUCAUUGUAGUAAAUGCGUUUAUCUGGACGGAUGUUUUAGAGUUUGCGGGAACAGACAGUGCUGAGUUCACAGGACAAUACUAGCUCUAGGUUGAUUCAGUCGAACCUGCGGACUCUCAGGUGAUUGGCUGGAGGUGGAUGACAUCAUUGAAAGUCCGCUGCCUCAGCCGCGCGCUAAACUCCUGGAAAGAGACCAGAGGCGCUCGCGCAGAUGGAAGCCACACCUGGCGGUUUGUAAGCCGACUCGAUCUAGAGAAAACCAUUCGCUCGAGGUGUGUUUAGAUGAGCAGCCAGUCGCGAUGGUCAAAGACUUAAUGAGCUCCUCACCGCUGGCGAGAGCCGCGCGCGCAAAGAGCGCGUGAUGUGAAAAACAAAGUGCUCCCGAGCAACAUGAGGAUAGCCCUUCUGACAAUCUUGAGGAAGAACUUGACGGAGUGAAGGAGGAAGGGUGGAUUCCAUUUCUUUUUUCUUCUGGCUUGCUGAGCAUUUUUUAAAUCAUGCAACAUGAAUGUUACUAACAGCACUGGAGCAGAGGGUCUCGCGCCCUGGAACUUCAACGGCUCGUUGAGCAACGUAUCCAGUUAUGCCAACUUCAGUUGUGACAGCGGCAGCACCAAUGGCUCAUGUGCAGCGGUUGUGGCAGACGGCGACAGCUCCUACAAGACGGUGGAGAUGGUCUUCAUCGCACUGGUCACAGGAUCCCUCAGUUUUGUCACCGUUGUGGGCAACAUCCUCGUCAUGCUCUCAAUAAAGGUCAAUCGACAUCUGCAGACCGUCAACAACUACUUCCUCUUCAGCCUGGCCUGCGCAGAUCUCAUCAUCGGUGUGUUCUCCAUGAACCUUUACACCGUCUACAUCAUCAAGGGCUACUGGCCGCUCGGCCCUGUUGUGUGUGACCUGUGGCUCGCGCUGGAUUACGUGGUCAGCAACGCUUCUGUCAUGAACCUGUUAAUCAUCAGCUUCGACCGAUACUUCUGUGUGACCAAACCCCUCAGUUAUCCCACACGCAGAACCACCAAGAUGGCCGGCCUCAUGAUCGCCUCUGCCUGGAUACUGUCUUUCAUCCUGUGGGCUCCCGCUAUUCUGUUCUGGCAGUUCAUCGUUGGAGAACGGACCGUAGCGCCUAGCGAAUGUUACAUCCAGUUCCUUUCCAACCCUGCAGUCACAUUCGGCACGGCCAUCGCUGCAUUCUACCUGCCAGUGGUCAUCAUGACGGUGCUUUAUGUGCACAUCUCUCUGGCCAGCCGCAGCCGUGUGUCCAAGCAGAAGCCUGAGGCCAAGAAAGAGAAGAAAGGGCCGAAGUCUAGCGGUCUGCUCAAGAGUCACCUCUUGAAGCAGAACAACAACAAUCAGUCUCCUCCUAAGCCCAGCUUGGAGACCUGUUCUACGGUAGACACCAUGAAGAAUGGCAAAGUAGAUGAGUGUGUGGUGUCCACUAAAGCCGACUCCUGCGCGCAGCCGGAGGAGAAGGAGAUCUCGAAUGACUCCAGCACAGCUAGCAUAGCACCUAAAGAGCCUAAAGAACACGCGAACAGUGAGGCGACUUCAGAAGCCGGUCUGACACCCGCUCCGGCAGCCGCCCCUAAAGUCAACCCUCAAUCCAAAUGGUCCAAGAUCAAGAUAGUCACCAAACAAGCAGGAGACGAGUGCAUCACAGCAAUCGAGAUCGUCCCACCGAAUAGUACCGGUGAGAGGCGCUCCAUUCCCGUGAACCGUCCCCGCACAGUGGCGCGCAAGUUUGCCAGCAUCGCCCGCAGCCAGGUGAAGAGGAAAAGGCAGAUGGCAGCACGAGAGAAGAAAGUGACAAAGACAAUCUUCGCCAUCCUGUUGGCCUUUAUUAUCACAUGGACGCCAUACAAUGUGAUGGUUUUAAUCAGCACGUUCUGUCACUCGUGCGUUCCAGACACAGUCUGGGCCAUUGGCUACUGGCUCUGCUACGUCAACAGCACCAUCAACCCCGCUUGCUAUGCACUCUGUAACGCCACCUUCAAAAAGACCUUCAAAAACCUGCUCAUGUGCCAGUAUAAGAACAUCGGCACCAGAUGAACGAAGGGAAGAAGCAGCUAGCGGAGAUGAGGGUAUGAUAUGGAAAGUACAAUGGCUGUGCCGGCUCUUCUGGCCCUGACACCUUUGAAACUUUGGAAGGCACUGUGCAGUACAUUGUGAGGCUUCAUAGUCCCAUAAUGCUGAAACUGUGUGUCAUAACCACAAGUUUAUGUUUUAAGGAAUCAGUGUUUACAAAAAAUGAUGGAGCAAUGGACAAGAGGCUGAAUCACUGAAGAAAUCAAGCUGAAGUCAUGUUGCAAAUGACUUUUCCAGUAAUCUGAUCAUUGCUGCACUGCUAAAACCCCUGGAAUUUUGCACUACAGUAAUGUGAAGAUCAAGCUUAUGACAUUGGUUUAGUCAUGGUUCAUUUUUCCCAAAAGUGAAGAGAGCGAAUCACAGCAAAUAUAAACCAAAAGAUACUUGAUGAAUUACAGGAUUGGAUUGAUUCACUUAAAUUCCCAGUAUAGCACAAAUGGUAUCAAUCAAGUCCUUUUGGUUAGUAUUAACACUGUUUCUGACCCAAAUUUCUGUGACAGGAUGCAGAUUCGCCAUACAGAGGUGAAGAAGAUGUGACUGGAGAACAUAUCACAACCAGAACCGAUAGCAUAUGGAAAAGCUUCUUGUUUGACUGUCCCAGAAAGCAUGGUUCUCCCGAGUGAGAUUCAGUUUCCUGUACCUGCACCUUCCACUUCCCAAAUGAAGGAAAUCAUAAGAUUGAAGCUGCUUGCUGACCACAACAGCUGUGUAUUCCAUUACCUUCAGAGCGACAAAUUCAGGGCAUGUGGGUUCAGCUUGGGAGAAGUUAGUCAUCAUUAUCCUCUUAGCGUGAUCCUCUUGAGGUUCUGGAAUAGGUCAUAAUUCAAAAGGAUCUCCUCAAUGGAUUGGGAUAGGCAUUAUAGACUUUAAAUGGGACGAGACACUCUAUACUGAGCUGAGACAUGUCAAAUGUUACUGUAAAGGUUUGAUCUUGCAGAGGUGUGUAAAUAUGUUUAGUUAUGAUGAAUAUAUGCUCUUGAAAGUAUUAUUUCUUCCCUGCAUUCGAUGUCUGUUCCUCUUGUAUUUAGUUGGUGAUCUUCAUGUGAUUUUACAGAUUAAAUAUUAAAUGUAUUGUUGUCUGUUUGCAAAACUGUUGAAAACAUGUAUAAUUUGUGAUAUGCUUGAAAAAUCAAAAAAAAAAAAAAAAAACA
Molecule: messenger RNA, 3351 nt
Organism: Carassius carassius (crucian carp)
Lineage: Eukaryota; Metazoa; Chordata; Actinopteri; Cypriniformes; Cyprinidae
Gene: chrm4a
Product: cholinergic receptor, muscarinic 4a
Exons: 2
Coding region: 623-2164 (513 amino acids)
Biological process (GO): G protein-coupled receptor signaling pathway, coupled to cyclic nucleotide second messenger; adenylate cyclase-inhibiting G protein-coupled acetylcholine receptor signaling pathway; regulation of locomotion
Cellular component (GO): synapse; plasma membrane; dendrite
Molecular function (GO): G protein-coupled acetylcholine receptor activity; G protein-coupled serotonin receptor activity
Source: RefSeq, a predicted model, not a curated record